This is a messenger RNA of Trichobilharzia regenti, 444 nucleotides long. The record is from the annotation of a GenBank genome assembly. NCBI's taxonomy places the organism in Eukaryota, Metazoa, Platyhelminthes, Trematoda, Strigeidida, Schistosomatidae.
AUGAGAAAUGUGAUGAGGUAUCACUUCGAACCGACUAUAAAUCAAACCUUUCUGAGAUACUCCACGAUCAAAAUGUUGUUGAUUUGGAGAGAAGACUGAUCACACGUCCUGCGACCUCAACAAUUCGAAGACCAUGUCUCUUUGGUACUCAAACACUCAGUCAUCAACAAUCCGAGGAGGAGAAUGGUGACCAUGGAAGCGCCUCAGUUAUGAGCGAUUACAAUUGCUGCAGUCUUGAAACUGCAGUCAUGAAACCAGAGUAUCAUUCUGUUGGAGUGAAAGUAGGUGGAACAGCUUCACCUCGUAGUGAAGGUGGACCAACAAUUCGAUGCAAUUCUGUCGACAAGUAUGACUGGAAUGCAAUGAUCGCAGAAUCACAUGUGAUUUCUCCCCGGGUGUUCCAGACACUGGACUAUCACAGAGCAACAGAAGUGGUUUCAACAG